Molecule: messenger RNA, 3031 nt
Organism: Andrographis paniculata
Lineage: Eukaryota; Viridiplantae; Streptophyta; Magnoliopsida; Lamiales; Acanthaceae
Product: acetyl-coenzyme A carboxylase carboxyl transferase subunit alpha, chloroplastic-like
Exons: 12
Coding region: 138-2621 (827 amino acids)
Biological process (GO): fatty acid biosynthetic process
Cellular component (GO): acetyl-CoA carboxylase complex
Molecular function (GO): acetyl-CoA carboxylase activity; carboxyl- or carbamoyltransferase activity
Source: RefSeq, a predicted model, not a curated record
GCACAGACCUCCCUCAUUAUUAGCAGGCAGCGCUCCCAACCACACGACACCACCCACACACAGUUGUGCCUCAGUUUACUUUUGCUUGGUUUUUUGUUUACUCUCUCAGUUUCACAUGGAAAUCAUCGAAACCGUUUAUGUAUGGAGUUGGUUCGUUCCUGAAUGACCACAAAGCCGAAGCUCUAGGCGACGAUCCCGAGGCCGCCUCUCUCGGAAUAACAUCUCCCAGCUGUUCUGUUUUUUUUUUUUUUUUUUUUUUUUUUUUUUAUCUUGGUGCGGACUGCGGAGAAGUGCUUGCUUCUACUCUUCCAUUAAAGAUCCCUUCCCCUCCGCUCCUUGUAGAGAUUGAAAUGGCUUCCAGUACCCAAUCCUCUGUUUCGUUGGCUGGACAUUUGGCUUCAAAUUCUACAGCUUCGGAUCUUCUUAGGAGCUCAAGUAAUGGGAGUUCUGUAAUACCCCUCAAGACACUAGGAAGAGCCCGACAAGAAACAAAAAAAUGGAACUUCACGAUAACAGCAAAGGUUCGGAAACUCAAGAAGCAUGAAUAUCCCUGGCCAGAAGAUCCUGACCCGAAUGUCAAGGGUGGAGUCCUUAGCCACCUCUCACCUUUCAAACCAUUGAAGGAGAAACCAAAACCUGUGACUUUGGACUUUGAGAAGCCGCUAAUGGAUUUACAGAAAAAAAUAGUUGAUGUGCAAAGGAUGGCAAAUGAGACUGGACUGGAUUUUAGUGAUCAAAUUAUCCUACUGGAGAAUAAAUACCAACAGGCUUUGAAAGAUUUAUAUACUCAUUUGACUCCCAUACAACGUGUUAAUAUUGCACGUCAUCCCAACCGACCAACAUUUUUGGAUCAUGUUUUCAACAUUACAGAGAAGUUUGUUGAGCUCCAUGGCGAUCGAGCUGGAUAUGAUGAUCCUGCAAUUGUCACUGGACUUGGUACAAUGAAUGGCAGAAGCUACAUGUUCAUUGGGCAUCAAAAGGGCAGGAACACAAAAGAGAAUAUUCAGCGAAAUUUUGGAAUGCCUACUCCGCAUGGUUACAGGAAGGCACUACGCAUGAUGUACUAUGCAGAUCAUCAUGGAUUUCCGAUUAUCACUUUCAUUGACACCCCAGGGGCAUAUGCUGAUCUUAAGUCUGAAGAACUUGGACAAGGAGAAGCCAUUGCUCAGAAUUUAAGGACUAUGUUCGGCCUGAAAGUUCCAAUUGUUUCAAUUGUUAUGGGUGAAGGUGGCUCUGGUGGAGCUCUGGCAAUUGGUUGUGCUAACAAGCUGUUAAUGCUUGAAAAUGCAGUUUUCUAUGUUGCCAGCCCUGAAGCUUGUGCUGCAAUCUUGUGGAAGAGUGCAAAAGCUUCUCCAAAGGCUGCUGAGAAGCUAAAAAUAACUGCUGCAGAGCUGACCAAGCUUCAAAUUGCCGACGGUGUCAUCCCUGAACCUCUUGGUGGUGCUCAUGCAGAUCCAUAUUGGACUUCACAACAGAUCAAAACUGCACUUGUCGAGUCAAUGGAUGAGCUUGUUAAGAUGGAUACUGAAACAUUGCUAAAACAUAGGGCUCAAAAAUUCCGUAAACUUGGUGGAUUCCAGGAGGGUAUUCCAGUUGAUCCUAAGAAGAAAAUCAAUAUGAAAAAGAAAGAAGAACUGGAAGUUCCCAUUAGCAAAAUUUCAGAAGAAGAGUUGAGGGAUGAAGUCGAAAAUUUGAAACUGAAGAUAAUGGAGGCCAAUAACUCUUCGACAGGGCUAUUGGGUACUGGAUUAAGAGAGACGAUUGAUAAGUUGAAAAAACAGAUUGACUACGAACAUGAUGAGGCUGCCAAAGCUUUGGGUAUGCAGGACAAAAUUUUGAUGGUGAGGGAAGAAGCUGAGAAGGCAAGAAAUCUAAAUGACCAGCUUGCAUAUCUUGCACUGAAGGAAAAGAUUCAACAACUUAAGAAUGAGUUUGAGAGAAAUCUUCAUUCAGCUCCUAAUUAUCCUAGCCUGAAAUCUAAGCUAGAUAUGCUGAAAGAGUUGUCAAAAUCUUUGAAGCACUCCAAGAAAAGCACCAAAAAGGAGAAAUUAAAAGAUGAGGUUAAUAGGAAAUUUGGUGAAGUCGUUGAACGGUCUGAUCUAAAACAAAAGAUUGACAUGCUGAAGGCUGAAAUUGCAACCUCAGGAGUGUCCAGCAUUGAUUCAAAGCCAGAGCUAAAGGAAAGAGUUUUGCAGUUGGGGGCAGAGUUAGAGUCAGAAUUUGUGCGUGUUCUUGAAUCCAUGGGUUUGGAGGUGGUUCCUUCAAAACCUGAAGUCUUGGCAAAAAUAAAUGCAUUUGAUGAAGAGGUUACCAUGAUAAUAGACGACGUUGUCAAUUCAUCAGAUUUGAAAGAUAGGAUUGAAGUACUAAAGAUGGAGUUAGAGAAAGCUGGAACAAAGCCGGAUGAAGAAUCAAAAAGUAAGAUUCAGGCUUUAGAGGCGGAGAUCAAGAAAUCCAUCACAGAGGCAAUAAGCACCCCUGAGUUGAAAGAGAAACACAAAACCCUGGAAGCUGAGAUAUUGGAAACCACCAAAUCUUCAGUAAAAGCUGAUGAUGCAAGUUUGGGAUAUGAUAAAACUCAAGUAAAGGUGAAUAUGGAAGGUAAUCGCCGCCAUGUUUGAUUGAGCAGGCAGGCAGGCUGUGUAGAAGUACAACUUUCUCAACCUGCUGGUGUUCUUCUGAUAUGAUACUCACUCAACAUUUGUGCCUGCUGCCUAAGGCUUUGUUGUUGUUCUGAAUUUGCCAGACAUUUAGCUUAGCAUGAGAGAGAGAGAGAGAGAGAGUGAGAUUCAGAAUUUUCUUUUCUUUUGUUUUGUUUAGUGAGAUACACCAUCGAUGCUGAUCUGAUAGACUGGAGCUAGUGAGUGGAAUGAGCUGCUGAAAAAUUGGAGGUGUGAUGAGAGUUUGAUUUUGUUUUGUUAUUGCAACGAGGGAGGGCGUACAUGUCAUGUAAUUCCGUUGUUUGCUGUUAUUUUUUGUUGAUGAUAUAAGAUUACAUAUAGUUUAAUAAUAAGUGACUAAAGUUACAUUU